Mycosarcoma maydis (corn smut) is the source of this 270-nucleotide messenger RNA. RefSeq lists its product as uncharacterized. Bases 1 to 270 code for a protein of 89 amino acids. The record is from RefSeq and is a predicted model, not a curated record. NCBI's taxonomy places the organism in Eukaryota, Fungi, Basidiomycota, Ustilaginomycetes, Ustilaginales. The transcript has a single exon. Gene Ontology annotation, molecular function: metal ion binding. Gene Ontology annotation, biological process: protein histidyl modification to diphthamide.
AUGCCGGUCUCUUUCUACGAUGAGAUCGAGCUUGAGGACAUGUCCUAUGACGACGAGAAGGACGUGUUUCACUAUCCUUGCCCCUGCGGCGACCGCUUCGAGAUCACGCGCCAACAGCUCAAGGACGCUGAAGACGUCGCUCGGUGCCCAAGUUGCUCGUUGAUCAUCCGAGUCGUGUUCGAUCCUAUCGAUUUCGAGGACGGCGAUGAAGACGAAGCGCCAGUGAACACGAUCGACGUGGCUAGCCAGGCUGUCGCUGCAGCUGCGUGA